UGCGUACCUUUUGUCCGGGGGACACAAAACACUGUGGGACACGAACAUGUCGUCUCUCGGCGGACAGCUUUGCUUUUAAGCAGGGAUGUGUGAAGCAGUGGAGAAGGAUCUGUACGCUGUCCUCGGUGCCGGCCCCUCUGACUCAGUCCAGCAACUCCGACACAGGUACCAGCAGCUGGCUUUACAGUACCACCCAGACCGUCAUGCAGGAAGUAGUUCUUCAGAAGCAGAGUCUGGGAUGAAGAGGUUUCUAGAAGUUGAUGCAGCCUGGAGGAUCCUCAGUGACCAGACAAGCAGGAGACAGUAUGACCUGCAGAGGAGAGCACAGGAGCUGAAACAGGAUUGGCCAGUGGAUUCUACCGUUCAUCUGCAGGACAUGAUCUGGGAACAGAAUGAGCGAGUGUACACGUACAGCUGUCGCUGUGGGGGUGGAUUCCACGUCUCGGAGGAGGAGGUUCAGGAAGAGACACACAGAAGGUGGCAGGACGAUGAAGAGGAGGAAACUGAUGAGCAAGGAGGAGUGGCUGUCUUCUGUGACACAUGUUCCCUCACUGUGUGCGUCACAUGGUCAUUACAAACAAAGACUCUUCGGACAUUUUGAAUAUAUUUGACAAUCACUGUUGGGAAACUUUCACCUCUGCCACUGCCGAGCCUGAUGAAGAAAUAAUAACAUGACUCUUCAAAGCAUACUGUUUGCUCCUCUGAUCAGCUCACACUUUGUGCUCAACAUCUCCACCUACCAAUUAAAAAGCUCCGUGGCUGAUUCA
Pungitius pungitius (ninespine stickleback) is the source of this 767-nucleotide messenger RNA. It is a transcript of the gene dnajc24, whose product is annotated as DnaJ (Hsp40) homolog, subfamily C, member 24. The transcript is spliced from 5 exons. The record is from RefSeq and is a predicted model, not a curated record. Gene Ontology annotation, biological process: positive regulation of ATP-dependent activity. Bases 86 to 601 code for a protein of 171 amino acids. Lineage: Eukaryota; Metazoa; Chordata; Actinopteri; Perciformes; Gasterosteidae. Gene Ontology annotation, molecular function: ATPase activator activity; ferrous iron binding.